Pieris brassicae (large cabbage white) is the source of this 2821-nucleotide messenger RNA. It is a transcript of the gene MED25, whose product is annotated as mediator of RNA polymerase II transcription subunit 25. The record is from RefSeq and is a predicted model, not a curated record. NCBI's taxonomy places the organism in Eukaryota, Metazoa, Arthropoda, Insecta, Lepidoptera, Pieridae. Gene Ontology annotation, cellular component: transcription regulator complex; mediator complex. Bases 257 to 2443 code for a protein of 728 amino acids. Gene Ontology annotation, biological process: positive regulation of transcription by RNA polymerase II. The transcript has 15 exons.
AGUAUGGUCUCUAUUUAAAAUUUUAAUAACAUUGGAGAUUCGUUUACUGUCUAAUAAUUAUUCAAAGUUUAAACACUGUGUUAACUUAAAUGAGUUUGUGACUGAUAUUUAGUUCUUCCAAAAGUUAUUGCAUUAAAUAAUAAACUAAAUGCCUGUAGUUAUUAUUAAAAAAAAAUAACGACUUGAAAACAAUAUAUUAGUUAAUACAAUGAUAUAAUUGAAGGCACUGAAUGCAGUGGAAGUUUUUAUAUAAAAAAUGGUUGUAAAUGCGCCAGAUUCACCUACUACAGCAGAAGUUAUCUUUGUAAUAGAGGCAACAUCAGCAAAUAGUGCAUAUAUCAGUGAAUUAAAAAUUAAUUAUAUUGUCCCUACAUUAGAGUAUUUUCAUGGUGGAACAUUAGAAGAUGGUGUUGGUAGUGGAUCAACCUAUGGAGUAGUUGCUUAUCAAUCAUCUGAUUGCUAUCCUGGCUCUCCUGUGUCAACCUAUGGGCCCUUUACAUGCCCAAAAGAUGUUGUUGACACAGUUGACAAAAUACAAUACAUAGGAGGUCAUGCAGAAAAUAGAGCAUGUUUAACUGAAGCAUUAGCAAUGGCUCUAUCCUGUUUAGAAGAACUUGGGCGUACAGAUAUUCCACGACACAUCAUUUUAUUAUGUUGUUCACCACCUUAUUCUGCAUAUGCUGGUGGCCUGGUUCCUCCUGGCGCGCCCAGCACAGUGGAGGCAGCUGCACGAACAGUGUGUGAACGUGGAGCACAGUUGUCUGUGCUGUCACCGCGUCGAUUGUCCUCACUGCUGCCGCUCUAUGAACAUGCUGGAGGGGAUCUUCAUGCUGCCCAGCAACGGAACUAUGCAAAGGAUCCACGUCACCUUGUGCUACUCCGUGGAUACAGUCUCAAGGAACGGCCACCCAGUCCGGCACCGCCGCCCGCCCCAGACAUACAGACAGACGUGUAUAGCCAAGGCCGUGGCGCUGUAGCAGGUCCUCGUGUAUCGGCGCCUUUUCCACGUGCAACGAACCCAGCCGUACGUGGAAGUUGGUUGUCUGGUGUGUCAGGGGUGCCGGGUGUAUCGGGACCUCCACGCCAAUCGUUAUACACCAAUAACUCUGCUCUUCUAACACAGUUGGCCCAGCCGUCUUACCCGCCACCGCCGUCACAGCGAAUGGUCCAGCCUGGCCCAGUUAACCCUGGAGUCAGCGGUGUGCCAACGUCAACCGGUCCCAAUGUUGGCGUGUCUGGAGUGGCCGGUGUUAGUGGAGUUGGAAACGUGGGCAAUGUAGGCCCAGUGGCCAAUGUUGGCAACGUUGGUCAAAUGCAGCGGACUUUCAUAUGGAGUGGAGUACUGGAAUGGAUGGAGAAGGGCAAAACGCCCGGUGAUCAACAGAAAGUCACCAAGCAUUUGCCCUGUCAGGUGUCAGCCAACUCGAAGGAUAUAGAACCAGAACUGAAGGUGGAUACCUGGCCAAGCAAACUGUUGAUGCAGUUGAUGCCAAAACAGUUAAUCAGUAAUAUCGGAGGACAGUACCUUAAGGAUAGCAAAUCUGUCUUGUUCCACCUGCAACAAAAUGAAGCGUUAGAUGCACUCACCAAGGUCAUGGUCAAUGGGUUUGCCGGCUGCGUACACUUCUCCCCGAUGCCGUCUCCGCCACAAUGUGACAUCAAAGUGCUGAUCCUCCUCUACACUCCUGACAAGAAGGCCUACCUUGGCUUCAUACCCAACAACCAGGCUACUUUCGUGGACCGACUUAGGAAGGUUAUCCAGCAGCAGAAGCUUAGCAAGCAGCUACCAACAGGCGGACCUGCGCCUGCCCUACCACCUGCCACUAUGCCAGGUGGGGCUAUGGGCAGUCCAGGAAUGUCUGGCGGGAUGGGAAUGAACCAGGGACUCCAGCAGCAGCACCCACAGCAUGCCCAGCAAAGCAUGAUGAUAGGUGGCGGUAUGGGUGGUCAAGUUGGCGCCCAAGUUGGGCAGGUCGGGCAGGUUGGGCAAGUUGGGCAAGUGGCCAAGGGGCCGAGGCCGGUCAGCCAAUUGGACGGCUUGGAGGCGGCAAGGCAGCAGAACUUGGAGAAGAUACAACAUUUGCAACAAACUUUAGAGGCUGCUCAUCAACAGCUUCGCUUAAGUAACGUUUGUCUACAGGAGGCGCAGUUUAAGUCCCAGAUGGACAUAAUGUCUCACUUGCACGCCGCCCAGCAACAGGAACAACAUUAUAAGCAACUCGAGGAGCAGCAACGUAAACAUCAGCUGCAGCAAUUGCAGCAACUGCGGGGUGCGGCUGGACAUCCGCCCCGACUUAUGCCUAGGGGCAUUAUGCCCACCAACCCUGGGUUGAGGCAUUUAUUGCAACAGCAACCUCAAUAUCGGCCGCAAGGUGGCGCUGUGCGUCCUACGGCGCAGUCGCAGCAGUUUGAUGAUGUCAAUAAUUAUAGCGAUUUUAUGUAGUUUUAAAGUUGAUGAAAAUCAGUUUCGAAAAAUAGACAUAUAACAACUGAAGAAAAUAUUAAUGUAAAAAUACAGCAAAUAUAGCUUGUGUUUUAAGAAAAUUUUGACAUUGUAAAUAAAUAGCUUGGUAUUUGAAAAUGAUAUAAUUUAAUUGUUAAUUAUGAAGUUCCUCCGUUACCAAGAUUUAUUAGCAAUUAUUUUUAAAGCUGGCUUUUUGUGAAAUUAAAAAAUCAAUUACGACGCUGAAUUGAGAAUCUUGGAUAAAAUAGCCCUAAAAUUGUUUUAUUUAUAAACUAAUAAUGACGUCAUAAAUAGCGAUGUAAGUGAAUGAAUUUGAAGAUGUAUGUAUAUAAUUGUUUUUACAAUUUUAUUAAAAGU